Molecule: messenger RNA, 3501 nt
Organism: Malania oleifera
Lineage: Eukaryota; Viridiplantae; Streptophyta; Magnoliopsida; Santalales; Ximeniaceae
Product: lon protease homolog 1, mitochondrial
Exons: 20
Coding region: 192-3155 (987 amino acids)
Biological process (GO): protein catabolic process; chaperone-mediated protein complex assembly; mitochondrion organization
Cellular component (GO): mitochondrial matrix
Molecular function (GO): ATP binding; ATP hydrolysis activity; serine-type endopeptidase activity
Source: RefSeq, a predicted model, not a curated record
AAAUGAAAAACUCAAACUUUGACCUUCUCUUCCCCCACAAGCGAGGGUUUUAGAAGGGUUCUGGAAAAACGAGGCGGAGCUUGCACUCGACUCUUCGAAGCUCAUCAAUGGUGGUUUUCUGACCAUCAAACGCUAGGACAUAAAACACCCGAAGCACUAAUUUUCUCUCAUUUUCCGACUCCUCUUCAUCCAUGUUAAAGACCUUAUCGUCUUCGUGCUUGCAAGGCCGUUUUCGGAGCAUUGCUACUGUCUGUCCUCCCAGUGUCCGCCAUGGGGGAGUGUCAAGUUCGUCGUUGCUCCGGGCCCUGAAUUCGCUCAGAGGGUUGAAUCAGGAGAACCUUUAUUUGGGGCGGAGAGCCUUUUUUUGUUCGGAUUCGAGUGAUGGGUCAGAGCCGGGCGUUGAGGCGGAAGCGAAGGCAGUGGAGGCUGAAACGGAGGAGGCUGAUUCGAAAUCCUCGUCAGCCAUCGUCCCAACGAAUCCGAGACCAGAAGAUUAUCUGACGGUUUUAGCAUUGCCAUUGCCUCAUAGACCACUAUUUCCAGGUUUCUACAUGCCUAUUUAUGUCAAGGAUCCCAAACUAUUGGCCGCUUUAGUGGAAAGUCGAAAACGGCAAGCCCCAUAUGCCGGGGCUUUCCUUCUUAAAGAUGAACCAGGGACUGAUCCCAGUCUGGCAUCGGGAUCUGAAACAGAGAAAAAUGUAUAUGACCUUAAAGGGAAAGAGUUAUUUAAUCGCCUUCAUGAAGUUGGUACACUGGCCCAGAUUACAAGCAUCCAAGGAGACCAGGUUAUCCUUAUUGGGCACAGGAGACUUCGAAUAACAGAAAUGGUCAAUGAGGAUCCUCUUACUGUCAAAGUAGAUCAUCUCAAGGAGAAGCCAUAUGAUAAGGAUGACGAUGUUAUAAAAGCGACAUCUUUUGAGGUUAUUUCAACCUUAAGAGAUGUUCUAAAGACGAGUUCUCUUUGGAGAGAUCAUGUUCAAACUUAUACUCAACAUAUUGGUGAUUUCAAUUUCCCAAGGUUAGCAGAUUUUGGAGCUGCAAUAUCAGGUGGGAACAAAUUGCAAUGCCAGGAAGUUCUUGAAGAACUAGAUGUAUAUAAACGUUUAAAACUAACUUUGGAAUUAGUAAAGAAGGAAAUGGAGAUCAGCAAGAUUCAGGAAUCAAUAGCGAAAGCAAUUGAAGAAAAGAUAAGUGGUGAGCAACGCCGUUACUUGUUGAAUGAACAGCUUAAGGCUAUAAAGAAGGAACUAGGAUUGGAGACCGAUGAUAAAACAGCACUUUCUGCAAAAUUUAGGGAGAGGUUUGAACCAAAUAAAGAGAGAAUCCCAGCCCACGUUUUGCAAGUUAUAGAAGAAGAGCUUACUAAACUGCAGCUGUUAGAGGCCAGUUCGAGUGAAUUUAAUGUAACUCGUAACUAUCUUGAUUGGUUGACUGCAUUACCAUGGGGAAAUUACAGUGAUGAAAAUUUUGAUGUCAUUCGGGCACAAAAUAUUCUUGAUGAAGACCAUUAUGGUUUAACUGAUGUUAAAGAAAGGAUACUGGAAUUUAUAGCUGUUGGGAAACUCAGAGGAACUUCACAAGGAAAGAUCAUCUGUCUUUCGGGACCACCGGGUGUGGGUAAAACUAGCAUUGGUCGUUCAAUUGCACGCGCCUUGAAUCGCAAGUUCUACAGAUUUUCAGUUGGGGGAUUAGCUGAUGUUGCUGAAAUAAAGGGCCAUCGUCGAACCUAUAUUGGUGCCAUGCCUGGAAAGAUGGUUCAAUGCCUAAAAAAUGUUGGAACUGCUAAUCCUCUUGUUCUGAUUGAUGAGAUUGACAAGUUGGGAAGGGGACAUGCCGGUGAUCCAGCAAGUGCUAUGUUGGAGCUUCUUGAUCCAGAGCAAAAUGCUAAUUUUCUAGACCACUACCUUGAUGUUUCAAUUGACUUAUCAAAGGUUCUGUUUGUCUGCACAGCAAAUGUUGUGGAGAUGAUACCCAAUCCUCUCUUGGACAGAAUGGAGGUUAUUGCCAUUGCUGGAUAUAUCACUGAUGAGAAAAUGCAUAUUGCCAGAGACUAUUUGGAGAAGACUACUAGGGAAGCUUGCGGUGUCAAGCCUGAUCAGGUUGAAGUGACUGAUGCAGCUCUUCUAGCUUUGAUAGAAAACUAUUGUCGAGAAGCAGGAGUUCGGAAUCUUCAAAAACACAUUGAGAAAAUUUACCGCAAGAUUGCUUUGCAACUUGUGCGACAAGGAGUAACGGAUGAGCCUUCGGGUGCUGGAGUUGAGGUUGUGGAACCUGAUGAAGCUCAACCUGAAUGUGUUAAUGAAUCAAGUGUAACUGAGACUGCAGCUGAAUUAGUAGAGGAUAGCAGUAAAGAGAAGGCCCCUGAAAGCUCUGCAGAAGCUGAUACAGCACAGCCAUAUCCCUCAGCAGACGAAAUUCAAAGCCCCACUGACCAAACAACUGAUUCAAAGGAAAAGAUAGAGACUCAGAAAAUUCAAGAAAGUGAUGUAACCAGUGCAGUGGAAAAAAUCUCUAUCGACUCAACCAACUUAUCAGAUUUUGUUGGUAAACCUGUUUUCCAUGCUGAUCGCAUCUAUGAGCGGACGCCAGUUGGAGUUGUCAUGGGUCUUGCUUGGACUGCAAUGGGGGGUUCGACUCUGUAUAUAGAGACCACUCAAGUUGAGGAAGGGGAGGGGAAAGGUGCCCUUCAUCUCACUGGACAACUUGGAGACGUUAUGAAGGAAAGUGCCCAGAUUGCUCACACUCUUGCUCGGGCAAUAUUGCUUGACAAAGUGCCUGAUAAUCACUUCUUUGCAAAUUCCAAGCUCCAUCUCCAUGUUCCUGCAGGGGCUACCCCAAAGGAUGGGCCUAGUGCUGGAUGCACAAUGAUCACAUCCUUCCUGUCCUUGGCCAUGAAGAAGCCUGUCAAGAAGGACCUAGCAAUGACUGGGGAAGUAACCCUAACAGGACGGAUCCUUCCCAUUGGUGGGGUGAAAGAGAAGACAAUAGCUGCGAGGAGGAGCGACGUGAAGACUUUAAUAUUUCCUUCAGCCAACCGGCGGGAUUUUGACGAACUUGCGGCAAAUGUCAAAGAAGGCCUUGAUGUUCACUUUGUAGAUACCUACAGCGAGAUAUAUGAUUUGGCUUUUAGUGAUGACCAGCAUACAGAAAAAUAAACCAUUUUUACUCUCUGAAACGAGUCCAACUUUCGCAGGCAAACUUUAUCUUCGCAAACCAUUCCACCAAGACCUAAGCCAUUGGAAGUUGCAUGUCUUACCAUUUGUAACCGGGAUAUUUUUGCAGCAGAGGAAGAGGAAUAGUAACUUACUUCAAUAGAUGGAUCCAGUAAUGAUUCAUUGUUCCAUCAAUUUCUUUUUUUCUCUAUAUAACACUAAAACCACCACCACCUCAUUUGUAUCAAUGAUUCAUUUAUAGCAUUAUUUCUUGUGUUGGUGUACUAAUAUUUAUUGAUGCCUGAAAGAUGAAUAAUUAUACAAAGAGAUCCAAUGUUCUGUUCUCUCA